AUGGCUGAUGUUACCGACUGGCAAACGCAGGGCAAUCACUACUGCGCUCGUGACUACGGCAGCAGCGCUUCCAACACCAAUUCUUACCACUACUCCAACACUGACGGAUCCUACUACUACUCCAACCCCAACGGCAGCACCUACCACAACAAUGGUGCCGGCGGCUCGACCUACACCUCCCCCAGCGGUGACAGGACCUCUUCCGGCUACGGCGGCGGUAGCUCUGGCAGUUCUGGCAAGAAGUAG
Messenger RNA from Colletotrichum orchidophilum, 246 nucleotides. RefSeq lists its product as uncharacterized. The record is from RefSeq and is a predicted model, not a curated record. The coding region runs from base 1 to 246 and encodes 81 amino acids. NCBI's taxonomy places the organism in Eukaryota, Fungi, Ascomycota, Sordariomycetes, Glomerellales, Glomerellaceae. The transcript is spliced from 2 exons.